Messenger RNA from Trichogramma pretiosum, 1392 nucleotides. RefSeq names its product nucleoporin Nup37 (gene Nup37). Lineage: Eukaryota; Metazoa; Arthropoda; Insecta; Hymenoptera; Trichogrammatidae. The record is from RefSeq and is a predicted model, not a curated record. Gene Ontology annotation, cellular component: nuclear pore outer ring. The coding region runs from base 350 to 1321 and encodes 323 amino acids. The transcript is spliced from 5 exons. Gene Ontology annotation, molecular function: protein binding.
UUGUUUGUUUAUUGCACGGAUAACUGAUGGACAUACACUUGCGCCUGUUUGGUAAAUUGAGUAUCGAAUGAUGAAAUUGACAGAACUAUUGCAAAAAAGUGCAUAAUCCUAUUUGUCGAGAGUGAGCUCUGUAAAAGUUGCAAAUCGCUAAAGGCAACGUGCAGAGAUGUCGCGUGAAUACGUAUCGCUCAUGCGGGCGCAGACCGACAGAGAAAAGGAGUCUGUUAUGUUAUACUUAUAUGAAUUAAAAAGCGGGUAAUCCGUGCUUGCUUUAGCCACAGUGCAUUCUGCUCUCCAGUUUCGCCCUCGAUACUUUAUUUUGGUUUAUUCUCAUUUUCUUUGAUUAAAAAUGGAAGAAGCUAGAUUGACUCAACCCACAUUUAAACUAAAAUUUGCCAAACAAAUACAAUGCAUUGAAUGGUCACCUUAUGAGUGGUCACAAGAUUUAGCGUGCAUUGCUUUAGGAGAAGAAAUAAUUGUAGCUUUAAUAAAAUUCCAGGAAGAAGAUGACACUGUUGAAGAUAUCAUUUAUAAUCCUCUAAGAAUUUUUCAUCAUGAAACUAGAGUUCAUACAAUUGCUUGGAGUCCAGAGACAUCUCUUAGUGUAGUACCUAGAAUCGUGUCAUUUUGUGUUGGAGGUGCAGACUUCAAAAUAAGACUAUACAACAGCGAUUUGAGUGAAAAUAAUAUUGUUGAGGUUUUAGAAGGCCAUAAGGAUUAUGUCAAUUGUAUUGCCUAUGAUCCUGAUGGUGAAGUCCUUGCUUCAGUAUCCGAUGAUCACACUUGUAAAUUGUGGGCCAUUAAAGAAGAUCAAAAAUGUAUUUUGACACUUCCUCUGCACACAUCCGGUAUGGUUGUACGCUGGCAUGCAGAAGAAAUAGGAAAGUUGUUGGUUGGAGAAAAGAACGGUGUUAUAAGGAUGUAUAACGUAAGAAGUCAACAAGCAAUCAUGUCUUUGGAUGCUGGUACAAUACCAAUGCUAACUGCUGAUUGGAGUUUAAAUCCAAUCAAAGUCGCUUGUGUAGCUUCUGGAGAGCUGAUUGUGUGGGAUGUUUCUAGGCCUAGUCGUCCUUUGGAAACAAGAACUGUUCACAUAGAAGGAGGUACAAUGAUGAAAUUUGCUCCUUUUAGUGAACAUCUGAUUGCAAGUAUUGGAAGACCUGAUAAUCUUUUAAAAAUUAUUAAUUUAAAGUCAAAACCAGUAAUAAUGUGUGGGAAAGUAAUGUUGUUUGGAGGAUUGACAUGGCAUCAAAGAUUGCCAAUUGUCUGUGCAGCUAGUGAUAGACAACUUUUGUUCUGGAGGGUGGAUAAUCAAUUGUAAAAGAAAUUAUUAGAAAAAAUUUUUAUAUACAACUUCUGUACAUACUUUUCAUCCAAAAAAAUUAUAAAUUU